CCCCAUAACCUGCCCAUUGAUCAAUGGCAUUUGCACAAGAAUGUCUACAAUCCUUCAGGUCUCGUCGCGAAUGCGACAGUGCGCGAACUCGCUAGAAUCGUCCUCCAUCCAAGCCGCGCUUAUCGGCCCACAUGCAAAAAUACUCCGUUCCAAAAUCAUCCCCACCCCCACCGUAAUGACCGAGACCAAUUCUCGACACCUCUCCUCGAUUCAACACAAUCCCCGCUGGCGUGCUUCGGGAGUCCUGGACUCCUACAUAGCCCAGCCAGCGCACCCCAUAUCCCUCCGCCAACUGGUUUUCUUCGGCGGGCGCAACCUGGACGAUAAGAAGAUCAUAAACUCGGCAAACUACGUGCGCACCGAACUCCCCCUACGCAUAGCCCAUCGCAUCCGUGAUAUGCAGAAGUUGCCGUACGUUGUCGUCACGAACAGGCAUUUGUCGGCGGUGUACGAGCUGUACUAUAAAGCUUUCGAGUCCUUCCGUAAGAUUCCCGAGAUCAAGAGUCUUGAGGAUAACGAGAAGUUCUGCGAGAUUGUCAAGACAGCGCUGCAGGAGCAUCUCACCGUCAUACCGAGCCUUGCUAUGGGCGUGCUGGAGUGUAAUGAUUUGGUGCCAUCGCAUGAGUUGGACAGGUUUAUGAAUGUUAUUCUCAGGAGUGUAUGUGAGAGUGAUAUCUUUCACCGUUCUAUAUAUCCUGGGUGACUCGUUUGGCUAAGCCUCCACAUCCAGAGAAUUUCAAGAAGAGUCAUAGCCGAACAACACCUGGCGUUGACGGACACCUUCAACUCCCCCUUCCACUUCCCCGACUCCGUGAGCCACCAGCCACACGAAUUUGUCGGCGAGGUCUUCCUCCGCUGCAACGCGCGCGAAGUCGUUGAGCAGGUCGGCAAGCACACGCUAGAACUUGCACGGGAAGCCAAUGGCUCCACCUCGCCCAUCCCCGAGAUCCAAAUCGAGGGCCGCCUGGACACGACAUUCCCAUACAUUCCCUCCCACCUGGAAUACAUAAUCGGCGAGCUCCUGCGCAACUCCAUCCAAGCCACCAUAGACCACCACACUCCGCUUUCCACUUCCUCCCUCCCGCCCAUCAAAGUCCUGAUCUGCCAUACAAAGGAACACAUAAUCUUCCGCGUCUCCGACCAAGGCGGCGGCAUACCCGUAACCGAACUAGCUCACCUGUGGUCCUUUGCCAAGGCCCCCCGUGCAGCCAAUUACCUCCAGAACUUCUCCCACGUACCGAAGAUGGCCGCCACGCUGCAGGAACUGCAGAAAACGGCGCACACGCAUUCCCGCAGGGAGAGUAUGGACACUUCCCUCUCCAGAUUGACUUCCCGGCCGCCGAACCUAAGGCUGGGAAUGGGCCUACCGAUGAGCAGGGUGUACGCUGAGUACUGGGCCGGCAGUCUUGAAUUGCACAGCCUCGACGGCUACGGCACAGACGUGUUCUUGCAGGUGUCCAAGUUGGGGAAUAAAUGUGAGCAACUGAACCUAGAUGGGGUGUAGCAGUUCAAUAUAUUGGGUAGAUAGGUGGGCACACACACACACAUAUAUAUAUAUAUAUACUCCUUGUAAGGAGGAUAUGUGUGUACCCACCUACUUACCAACUGAGAAGGUACCCCACGAUAAGGAGUAAAAAGGAGAAAAGACGGUAUCUACUAGAAUGGAAAAAAAAAGGAAAAAACAAGACAAAAGAUAAAGAACUAGUGGAGCCAUGUAUUAUACUACUUCAUUUGGUUAACCAUUCAUCUCUCGCAGGCGUAUUAUUCGCGGAUGGAGUUCCGAGCUGACUGAGAUACGAUACGGUAACUUGCCAGAAUGGGGAGGGGCAAAAGAGAAAAAUAAAGUCAUGGAAUGUAAAUUCUUCUUCUCUUUCUCAUAUUCUUCCUUUCCAUUCCAUCCGUUUCUUGUUGUGUUUGCUCCGUUCCUUUCGCUUUCUCGCGUCGUCUAUGUGAUUGAUCCUUGCCUUUAACGUGCUGAAUAGGCUUGAUUCGCCUUUUCGUCCUUCGCCCGUUCGUUCUCUUCCUUCGCUUCUUCCUUCGGCCGUCCGUCAUACGAGUGGCUACGCAUCUCGAACAUUGCAGCGUUUCUGGAAGCUGGGAGGAGGAGGAAGAAGAAGGGGAGAGAGCGGAUGGGGGGGGGGGGAACGUGUUUGUUGGAUAAAUUGAGUUACCGCCGUAAUGCUGCUACCCAAGGCAGGUAUCUCAUUUACUUCACGAUUCUUUGUUGUUCGGCAUCUCUGAGAUGGUCCUGUUUUUCGUUAUAGAAGCAUUUCUUUCUGCAUGCAUAGAUGAUCCCUUGUAAAGAUAUCCACUAAUGAUGCCCGCCA
Messenger RNA from Tuber aestivum (summer truffle), 2327 nucleotides. The record is from the annotation of a GenBank genome assembly. NCBI's taxonomy places the organism in Eukaryota, Fungi, Ascomycota, Pezizomycetes, Pezizales, Tuberaceae.